AUGCUCAGUCCCGUGCUGUUGGCUCUCUCAGUGCUGUCUGUCUGCCUCUCUGGGGCCAGAGGAGGUAAAGUGCUGGUGUUCCCAGUAGAUGGCAGCCAUUGGGUGAACAUGAGGGUCAUCAUUGAGGAGCUGCACUCCCGAGGCCACAGCAUUACUGUAGUGCGAGACUCAAACAGCUGGUUCAUUAAAGAGGAAUCUCCCCAUUACAAAACCAUCACUAUCCCCUCCAAUGACUCUGUUGAGGAGUUCAUCAACUCCUUGGUAAAGACACUUCUGAAUAUACGCAUAGAAGGCAAGACCACCAGGAAUAUUGAACUUACAAUUGAGUUAAUGAAGCUAUUUUCUGACAUACAUAGGGAUAUGUGUGCAAUGUUGUCUGCUAUGUUUACUGAUGAGGCCCUGAUGCAGUCACUCCAAGAAGCCAAGUACGACUUAGUUCUGAGUGACCCUGUAAUUGCUGGUGGGGUGUUCCUAGCCUACCGCCUACAGCUCCCCCUGGUGUUCAAUGUCAGGGGGACACUUUAUGGAGACCUACACACUCUUAUUGGGCCUGCUCCUCCCUCCUAUGUCCCUGUGUCUGGCACUGGGCUUACUGACCGCAUGUCUUUCUCUCAAAGAAUAUUGAACUGGUCUAUGUUUAUGGUGAAUAAGCUGCUCCUCGAACAGAUGGUUGCCCAUUACACAGAUUUUUGCAAUCGUUUUUUUGGACCAGAUGUUGACUUUGUGUCAUUGCUCCGGAAUGCAGAUUUAUGGCUUGUACGAUAUGACUUCACUUUUGAGUUUCCACACCCAAUCAUGCCCAAUGUGGUCCACAUGGGUGGGUUCCAUUGCAAGCCAGCUAGACCACUUCCUGUUGACCUGGAAGAGUUUGUCCAAAGCUCUGGGGAGCAUGGGGUCAUCAUCAUGUCCCUUGGAACUCUGGUUGCCGAGCUCCCUAGUGACAUCACUGACGAGAUUGCUGCAGCUUUUGCUCAGCUUCCCCAAAAGGUCAUCUGGAGAUAUACAGGGGCCAAGCCCUCGACUCUUGGCAACAACACCUUACUGGUGGGCUGGAUGCCCCAAAAUGACCUGCUGGGUCACCAAAAGACUAAAGUGUUUGUAGCCCAUGGGGGCAUUAAUGGUGUCCAAGAAGCAAUCUACCAUGGUGUCCCGAUACUUGGCCUGCCUCUGAUGUUUGAUCAGCCAGAUAACCUGUCCAGAAUGGAGGCAAAGGGAACUGCUAAGGUAGUGGACAUUGCCACUCUGGACAGAGCAGUGCUCAUGGAAGCGCUAAAGGAAGUACUCUAUGAGCCGUCCUACAGGGAGAACAUGCAGAGGCUCUCCAGGAUCCACCAUGACCAGCCCAUGAAGCCUCUGGACCGCGCCAUUUUCUGGAUCGAGUUCGUGAUGAGGAACGGAGGCGCCCCUCACCUGCGCACUCAGUCCUUCAGGAUGUCCUGGAUCGCGUAUCAUUCUAUAGACGUCAUUCUGACUCUGCUCAUGGCUCUGCUGGUCUUACUAUUGAUUAUGUUCCUGGCAAUCAAAAAAUGCUGUGCACUUUUAUUCAGAAAGAAAGUCAAAAGUGAGUAAUGCUUAAUAUAAUAAUGCUGUAAUUAUAUGACAAUAUCUACUUAUUAGUGAUUGACAUUUUUUCCACCAUCUUAUCGGUCAAAUAACUAAUGGAUUAAUUGAGAAAAUAAUUGUCAGAUUAAUCAACUAUGAAAAUAAUUGUUAGUUGAAGCCCUACUGCUUACUAUCAUCAUGCUAUAGUAUGUAUUGAUAGAGCAUUUAUUGACCUAAAGUUAUACACCAUGGACCACAUAGCUCCACCCACAUAUCGCCAUCCUGGGCCACAUAGCUCCACCCACAUAUCUCCAUCCUGGGCCACAUAGCUCCACUCAUAUAUCUCCAUCCUGGGCCACAUAGCUCCAUCCUGGGCCACAUAGCUCCACCCAUAUAUCUCCAUCCUGGGCCACAUAGCUCCACCCAUAUAGCUCCAUCCUGGGCCACAUAGCUCCAUCCUGGUAGACGUCUGCACAUGAUGUGUCGAUCAGCACAUUCCCAUGGACAAUGGGGUGUUUACUGUUAGAACACCUGUGCUUUUUGGUUUAAAACUAACAAGCCAGAUACUUGAAAAGCAUGUCCUUGCAUACACCACCCCCUAGAUCGUGCCCUUGCAUACACCACCCCCUGGAUCGUGCCCUUGCAUACACCACCCCCUGAAUCGUGCCCUUGCAUACACCACCUCCCGAACUGUGGGUGUAGCUGUGGUGGUGAAGCUGCACCAUAUUAGCCUAUACAGCACAGGAGAAUAUGGCCUGAAUAUAGCAUGAAGACUACAGCCCACGCAGAUAUACAGCUACUGAAGACAGCAGCUAACUAGCCAUGUUAGCAUAUAUAAUGUGAUUAUAUGAUGCAUAAAGUCACGAUGGACAGCAGCUUACUACUUGAAGCGGGUUGACCUUAUCUUUUAAGAUCUUGUAAAUAAACAGAAAAACCUGUGUC
Messenger RNA from Alosa sapidissima (American shad), 2484 nucleotides. RefSeq names its product UDP-glucuronosyltransferase 2C1-like. The record is from RefSeq and is a predicted model, not a curated record. NCBI's taxonomy places the organism in Eukaryota, Metazoa, Chordata, Actinopteri, Clupeiformes, Clupeidae. The transcript has a single exon. Gene Ontology annotation, molecular function: UDP-glycosyltransferase activity. The coding region runs from base 1 to 1569 and encodes 522 amino acids.